AUGCAUAACUUUCUUUCUUUCUUUCAACUAUAUGUUAUCAUUUAUCCAAAUAUUUUUUAUUUUCAUUAUUUUCCAUUUUCUUCUUUGCCCCUCUUUCUUUCUCUUCCUUUUUCUCUUCCUUUUUCUCUUCUUCAUUUUCUUUUUCUCUUCUUUCGUUCUCUUCCUUUUUCUCUUCUUUCACUCUCUUUCUUUUUCUAUUCUUUCUUUCUCUUCUUUUUCACUUUCCUUCUCUUCUUUCUUUCUCUUUUUCUCUUAUUUCUUUCUCUUCCUUUUUCUCUUCUUUUCCCCUUCUUUCGUUCUCUUCUUUUUCUCUUCUUUUUUCUCUUCGUUAUCUUUUUCUUUCUCUUCUUUCUUUUUCUUUCUCUUCUUACUUUUUCUUCUUUUUUCUCUUCUUUUUAUCCUCUUUCAUUCGCUUCUUUCUUUCUUUCUUUCUUUCUCUUCUUUCUCUUAUCUUCGAUUUAUGUGCAUCUUUGCUUCUUGAUUUAUAUUAAUUCUUCUCCCCCACCUUUUUUUUUUACAAUUCUUGUCUAUCAAAUCAGUAACAAUAUCUAUUAA
Acanthosepion pharaonis is the source of this 555-nucleotide messenger RNA. Lineage: Eukaryota; Metazoa; Mollusca; Cephalopoda; Sepiida; Sepiidae. The record is from the annotation of a GenBank genome assembly.